GCUGUUUGUAUCCAGUUCUCGGCUACUUCCUUUUCAACACUAACGUUCGACUGAGAGCAGUGCGUGCAGACGGCCUAGUAGACUAGGCCGACGAUACUUUAUCUUCUUGAAUCCUAGGCUAUAUGAAAACGUGAUCUGUGCACCAAAGCCUUCUCACAAUGAUUGGUCCAGAGAGAUUUCAGAUCAUAGUUGCCCUUGUCCCCUUUCUUCUCUUAACUCUGGGGGCUUUACACCUGCACAACUGUCCCAAGGAGCCCAUGGUCCCCAUCUCUGUCAUUGUGGGAUCAGUAUUCCUCAUGGUCAUACAGCUUGUUGCAGUGUGUGGUUGUCUUGAACUGUGUUUCAUCCCAGUUUUUCUGAUCCUCAUCUUUCUGUUCUGCUGGUUGAUUGCAGGUAGUGUGUUCAUCUACAGAGCAUUUCAACCCAACUUUGAGUCCAGACACUCCUUGGAAUAUUGUGAGAAGAUUCUCUACCAGUCCGCAUUCUGGUGCACCAACCUAGCGUGGGUAUUCAUAGUGGUUUUGGGGAUUUCUGGGCUGUGCAGACUCGUAUGGAGAUGGAGAGGUGCCUUUCAAAGAGCAGGUGACAUUGAAUGUGAAGGUGACACUGAAAAGGGAGGAGAUGAUGAAAAAGAAGGUGCCUUUCAAAGGGGAGGAGAAAAAGGAGGUGACUUUGAAGAGAGAGGUGACACUGAAAAGGGAGGUGACGGCGAAAGAGGAGGUGAAAUUGAAAUUACUCAAUCACUCAAUUUUAAUCCAAACCAACACCUAACCUGAAAACACAAACACUCACAUCUUAAAAACAGCAUUAGAGCAACAUCAUCAUAUCAUGUUUGCUCGUGUUUGUUUUUUUCUCUCAUAAUAUGUUUUAUUUGUGUUCAAAAUCACUAUGUUGCCUUUAUAACUGGAAUAGUAGCUUGUAGUGGUUCAAAAGCAAAGGGCACUGCCUUGAAGUAUGCUCAUUGUCAGCACUGUGCUUAUAUUAUUCCACUGGUCUCACAGACCUACUACCUCCAAAGACAGUUUUUACCUCUUAAUAUUCCUCUUGCACUACAAACUGUAGCCUAACCUGUGCUUCCAUGCACAUGGGCUAUGGGACAUGCUGCAUCUCUAUAAGAGCAUAAAGGUUCCCUAUUAGUACACUCAAAACCAUAGUAUUUUAGAAUUUCAGAACAAAAUCACAAUGGAAAAGCUUUGUGUUACAAUUACAGACUUACAGCCACUGCACUGCACAGGGGUGUGUUUCCCAAAACCAUAGUUGCUAACCUGUUAGGGGUGCUGAGCGAGCAGCCCAUCCUGCUUGUGUUAUUUCAACGGCAUUAUCAGAUCAGGGGCGCAGGAAAUGUAGUACAUCACCCAUUUGGACACACAGUGGGUCAGCUCCCCUGCCCUGUCCCAUUAAUGUCACCCCUUGCCUUCUGUCCCAAACAGAAAGAGCCUUUCACGUCAGGCCAGUGCGACAUUCGCUGGCUGGUAUAUUGGCCUUGCGCAAAUUGUCAACUGUUGAGGGAGGCCUUGAAGUCCUGCCUAUUCCUCCUACAUGGUCCAAGUAAUGCUGUCAGUGUGACACACCUCCCACUCCCACAUCCCUUUAUGAAACCCGUUUCCUGGCAUGACUGCGCACAGUAAUAGGCUAAAACAUUUCCUACUCUCAGUAGCAACAUGUAAAAGACACCGGGCUUAUUAUACAGUAAAAAUACAGUAAACCAAUGUACAAUUUAACCACAGGAUUGUGCCUCAGUUUUACUGCUGAUAUUAUCUUUGUUUCUCAUAUGCAUGUACUUUUGGACAUAUACGUUUGGGGGUUUUUUGUUUUGUUUUUUACAGUCAGUGACCUUUAUAAUGCAAUGAUACUGUGCAAUCUAAUAUCACAUUUCUUGUCCUUAUGAAGUUCCUGCUUCAUUGUUCUCGUUACUGCAAAUACACUCAUGUGUGCCAAUGAAACCACUGGUGUACUUAUAAAUAAAUCUGACUUGGAACCACAUCCCUUACUGGAAGUAGUUU
Molecule: messenger RNA, 2003 nt
Organism: Alosa alosa (allis shad)
Lineage: Eukaryota; Metazoa; Chordata; Actinopteri; Clupeiformes; Clupeidae
Exons: 5
Coding region: 159-776 (205 amino acids)
Source: RefSeq, a predicted model, not a curated record